AUGGACAUGUUGGAGGAGUACUUUCACGGACCCCCAGCUUCUCAACCCUCGCUACAUACACAGCCGCCUCCUCACAAUCCUAACAAAAUGAUGGGACCUCACAAUCAGUGCAGCUCCCACUGUGAAGAAACUUUAACUGUCAAAGUGCAGCACCACUGUGAAGAGAAACUUGGCAAGAUCCAGAGGUUUUUUGUGAAGGCUUCAAAUCUGGGAUGCAUGAAAAUUGUACAACCUUUUAUGUCACCGCGAUACGCAGGAGGUCCAAGACCCCCAAUCAGAAUGGGAAGCCAGCCUCCAGGUGGUGUUCCCGGUGCACAGCCAUUGCUACCAAACGCAUUGGAUCCCACACGGCAGCAAGAACAUCCUGGUAUGGGUGGGCCAAUGCAGAGAAUGAACCCUCCUCCACGAGGGAUGGGCCCAAUGGGACAGCAGUCUGAUCCUUGGUUAUUGUUGCAGAGCUAUGGCGGUUCAAUGAGACCUCCACCCAAUUCAAUAGGUCCCGGCAUGGCGGGAAUGAACAUGGGUCCCGGGGCUGGACGACCAUGGCCUAAUCCUUCUAAUGCUAACUCAAUUCCGUACUCCCCUUCAUCUCCUGGUACAUAUGGGGGGCCCCCUGGUGGCGGAGGUCCUCCAGGAACACCGAUAAUGCCAAGUCCAGCAGGUACAGCCUCCCUAUCUCAUUACUCCAGUGUUAUAAUAUUAAAUACAUGCUAAUUUUAACUACUAUCUGAGAUUUAUAUUAAAAUGUGUGCAUUUUCCACAUUUUAACCUAAAUGCCCUGGCAGUAUUUUUUUUCUCUAAGAUUGGAACCCUGCCUGCUUUUGCUGCCUGUAUUUGCCUGUAAGUGCUGAUCACACAGUUUUAUCACUGACUGGGAGAAAGCCAACACUAUGAAAUUAAUAAUUCUCUAUUAAUGGGUUGCCACAUGUGUUGGCCAAAAUAAGUACCCCAAGCUAAUUCCCUAAAUUGUGUCAUCAGCACUCUCAGCAUGAUUUAAUUACCGCCUUAAUUGCACAGUGCAGAUGCAGUGGCCUCCAUAAUGUUUGGGACAAAGAACUGUCAUUUAUUUAUUUGCUUCUGUAUUCCACAAUUUGAGAUUUGUAGUAAAAAAACAAUCACAUGUGGUUAAAGUACACAUUGUCAGAUUUUAAUAAAGGCCAUUUUUAUACCUUUUGGUUUCACCAUGUAGAAAUUACAGCUGUGUUUAUACAUAGUCCCCCCACUUCAGGGCACCAUAAUGUUUGGGACACAGCAAUGUCAUGUCAAUGAAAGUAGUCAUGUUUAGUAUUGUGUUGCAUAUCCUUUGCAUGCAAUGACUGCUUGAAGUCCGUGAUUCAUGGACAUCACCAGUUGCUGGGCGUCUUCACUGGUGAUACUCUGCCAGGCCUGGAUUGCAGCCUUCUUUAGCUAAUGCUUGUUUUGGGGAAAGUCCCCUUCAGUUUUUUUUCUUCAGCAUAUAAAACACAUGCUAUAUUGGGUCAGAUCGGGUGAUUGACAGCCACUAAAGAAUUGACCAUUUUUUAGCUUUGAAAAACUCAUUUGUUGCUUUAGCAGUAUGUUUGGGAUCAUUGUCCUGCUGUAGAAUGAACCCGCUGGCCAAUACGUUUUGAGGUAUUUGUUUGAACUUGAGCAGAUAGGAUGUGUCUAUACACUUCAGAAUUCAUUAAGCUACUACCAUCAGCAGUUGCAUCAACAAUGAAGAUAAGUGAGCCAGUACUGUCAGCAGCCAUACAUGCCCAGGACAUAACAUCCCCACCACUGUGUUUCACAGAUGAGGUGGUAUGCUUUGGAUCUUGGGCAGUUCCUCCUCUC
Molecule: messenger RNA, 1812 nt
Organism: Leucoraja erinaceus (little skate)
Lineage: Eukaryota; Metazoa; Chordata; Chondrichthyes; Rajiformes; Rajidae
Product: single-stranded DNA-binding protein 3-like
Exons: 10
Coding region: 1-714 (237 amino acids)
Biological process (GO): positive regulation of transcription by RNA polymerase II
Cellular component (GO): nucleus
Source: RefSeq, a predicted model, not a curated record